CGCAUGCGUCGAUCUUUCUUUAUGUGCCGGAGCUAUGGGCCGCCGCCCUGCGCGUUGCUACAGAUACUGUAAGAACAAACCAUAUCCAAAAUCACGUUUCUGUAGAGGUGUUCCUGAUGCAAAGAUACGGAUUUUUGACUUAGGUCGAAAAAAGGCAAAAGUAGAUGAGUUUCCACUCUGUGGUCAUAUGGUGUCUGAUGAAUAUGAACAACUGUCCUCUGAAGCUUUGGAGGCUGCACGGAUCUGUGCCAACAAAUACAUGGUGAAGAGUUGUGGCAAAGAUGGUUUCCAUAUCCGUGUUCGGCUGCACCCUUUCCAUGUUAUUCGAAUCAACAAAAUGUUAUCUUGUGCUGGUGCUGAUAGACUUCAAACAGGGAUGCGAGGUGCUUUUGGGAAACCCCAGGGUACUGUUGCUCGAGUUCAUAUAGGACAGGUGAUCAUGUCUAUUCGCACCAAGAUCCAGAACAAGGAGCAUGUGAUUGAGGCUUUGCGCAGGGCCAAGUUUAAGUUUCCAGGACGCCAGAAGAUCCACAUCUCCAAGAAGUGGGGCUUUACAAAAUUUAAUGCAGAUGAAUUUGAAGACAUGGUAGCUGAGAAACGUCUCAUUCCUGAUGGCUGUGGCGUCAAAUACAUUCCCAGCCGUGGUCCACUGGACAAGUGGCGUGCAUUCCACUCAUCUUAAAGGGGAAGGAUCAUAUGUAUUAAGCUGUUAUCCUUGCUUAUCCCCAGAUAUUGGCUACAAAUAAAUAAGAGUUGCUGCCUA
Antechinus flavipes (yellow-footed antechinus) is the source of this 763-nucleotide messenger RNA. Its product is annotated as 60S ribosomal protein L10-like. Gene Ontology annotation, cellular component: ribosome; cytosolic large ribosomal subunit. Lineage: Eukaryota; Metazoa; Chordata; Mammalia; Dasyuromorphia; Dasyuridae. The record is from RefSeq and is a predicted model, not a curated record. Gene Ontology annotation, molecular function: structural constituent of ribosome. The transcript has 6 exons. Gene Ontology annotation, biological process: ribosomal large subunit assembly; translation. Bases 35 to 682 code for a protein of 215 amino acids.